AUGAGUGCCCUCAAGAAGACGAGGGACCUUGUUAGAAUGGGACCAUCACGUGAGAAAUCACGAUCACGUGUUGACUCGGCGCUAGCCCCACUUGCUAGCGUGAGCUCCCAGCACAACACGGUUGUCGACUGCCUAUUAGAGACCUGUGAUUCUGAUCAGAGCUCCCUGGACGAGACUGCUAUUGAUUCAGACUCGAGCGAUAGCAACGAUACUAUCCCUGGGUUGAGUAUAUCCGCCACAAUCGAGGGCGACACUUCCCCCUCCCCUUCCAAGGCUUUCACGCGUGGGCAUCGCCGUCGCUCCACGCACGUUACUCGCCGUGACCUUGAGAAGUUUCAAUCGGAGGUCCUAGGCGUUCAAAACCACGCCUCUUGGUUCGACGAAGAUAACGGAACUCGGCAACCCUCCACUCCUGACGAUCCUCAACUUGAGGAACUGAACCGCGCUUUCGCCGACGCCGACGUCUCUAUGAACAAUACCGCUAGUAUGGCUAGCAAUGGUACCGGACCUAACAACUUCUCGGGUUAUAUGGAGAACAGUACUGGCUCAAUGAACAUGCCGCCCAAUAUCCCUCCCCGCCAGACUCCGUCUCCUUCUCCCUCACACUCUUCAGUCACCACUCAGGUCAAUGGCGGCGGAAUGGGAGCUAUGGGCGCGGCAAUUCCGAUGAACGCUGGUCAUCAGAUGGAUUUGCAUCAUUUAUACGAGAUGGUUGUGGAAUUGAGCGAUGUGUUGAAGAACAACCGGGAUGUGACCAAAAACAUCGUCGCGAAUGCGGAGGAGAUUGUGAAGAACGGUAUUGCCGAUAGCUCUGGUGCCAGUGGCCAGCAGGGCGAUAACCUCACUGCCCGUAUUGCUGAACUCGAGCGUGCCCUGGCCAAGGAAAAGCUUCUGAGUGCCGAGCACAAACACCAUCGCGAGGAAAACAUGAAGAUGAUCCGCGAGUUUGAAACCGCCGUGGGUGUUAUGGUGGAGCAAAUCCGUAACUACUGCCAAAACAACAACAUGCAUUACCUUGCCCAGAAGAAGCAUUAUAACAACCUCCUCCAGGCUGAGCGCGACGCUCACCUGGAAAGCCGACUUGAUCGAGACUACUGGCAUGCACAAACCAUGAAAUGUGCCGAAAUGAUCCGCACGGCCUACCGUCUCAAAUGUGAAGAAGAUGAUGUCCCCACCCGCGUCAUUUCUGGUCUGCAGAAUGAGGUUCGUGCCUACCGCUUUGCGCUUGGCAUGGAAGCUGAGAAGCCGGAGGAGGAGUAUGGCUGGGAAUAUCUCAAGAAUAUCCCUGGUUUGGAGUAA
Molecule: messenger RNA, 1299 nt
Organism: Penicillium vulpinum
Lineage: Eukaryota; Fungi; Ascomycota; Eurotiomycetes; Eurotiales; Aspergillaceae
Exons: 3
Coding region: 1-1299 (432 amino acids)
Source: RefSeq, a predicted model, not a curated record